Messenger RNA from Cryptosporidium muris RN66, 1368 nucleotides. Its product is annotated as dual specificity protein phosphatase CDC14A, putative. The record is from RefSeq and is a predicted model, not a curated record. Gene Ontology annotation, biological process: positive regulation of cytokinesis; microtubule cytoskeleton organization; protein dephosphorylation. The transcript has a single exon. NCBI's taxonomy places the organism in Eukaryota, Apicomplexa, Conoidasida, Eucoccidiorida, Cryptosporidiidae. Gene Ontology annotation, molecular function: protein tyrosine/serine/threonine phosphatase activity. The coding region runs from base 1 to 1368 and encodes 455 amino acids.
AUGGUAGGAUGUCAUAGAAGUCAUGACAUAUUUAAGAGUUCUAUAACUCUAAUAGAAGGCAAGUUAUACUGGGCAUUAUGUAGUAUAAAUAUUCCAAGUCCUAUAUUUGAUAAGAGAAGUAAUAAUUAUUGCUUUAGUAUUGAUAACGAGCUAGUAUAUGAGCCUUUUUUCCAAGAUUUUGGACCUUUGAAUCUUAAAUGUAUAUAUCUUUACUGCCGAAAAGUUCAAGAUUUGUUAGAUAAUGCAGAACAAGAUGGAAGUUGUGUAAUUCACUGCACAAAUGGUUAUGAUAUGAAAAAAAGAACAAACUCGGCAUUUUUAGCAUGUUGUUAUUUAAUGAUUAAACGUGGCAAAAGUCCUAAUAGUGCUCUUUCUAUCUUUCACUCAGUUCCAUUGCUUUCUUUUAGAGAUGCAACAUAUGGAGCAUGCACUUACCCUCUUACAAUAGGUAAUUGCCUAACAGGUCUACAUUAUGCUAUGUUACUGAAGUGGUUUGAUUUUGAUUGUUUCAAAGUUGAUAAAUAUUUUGCUUAUGAGAAGGUAGAUGAUGGUGACAUAUCUUGGAUUAUCCCUCACAAGUUUAUAGCAUUUAGUGGUCCUUCUGCUACGACAGUAGACAAUGAUGGCUAUUCAUCUUUAACUCCAGAAUUCUAUAUUCCGAUAUUUAGGGAGCUAGGAGUUACAUUAGUUAUUAGAUUAAAUAAGAAACAGUAUGAUAGCAGUAGAUUUUCCAAAUAUGGUAUUAGGCAUGAAGACCUGUUUUUUAUGGAUGGUUCAUGUCCAUCUAAAAAUAUAAUUAAUAGAUUUCUUGAACUUACUGAAAAUGAAAAAGGAAUUAUUGCAGUACACUGUAAAGCAGGACUUGGUCGUACUGGAACUUUACUAGGCUGUUAUGCCAUGAAAAAUUUCCACUUUACUGCAGCAGCUUGGAUAGGAUGGAAUAGAAUAGCUCGUCCAGGAAGUAUUUUAGGACCUCAACAGCAGUUCUUACAUGAAAUAGAAAUGGAGUUAUUUAGUAGAGGUUCAAUCUACCCCAUAACACAAAUACUGGAUUACUAUGUCCCAGAAAUUGCAAAAAAAGUAGAGAACGCAGUAUUACAUUAUAGAGAUUCUGCUACCACGGAAGAUAUAAACACUUCGAUCAUUCGAAAUUUACCUCUGAAUACCUCUAAUCCCUACAUAAAUGACCUAAAUAUUAAACAUAUAGAUAACUUUUCAAGUAAACAGGAUAUAGCUCACUUAAUGGCUUCAUUAUCAGUUUCUGAUAGAAACAAAGCUAUAAGAGGGGAUAUUGGUCAAGGUGAAAGAUUAGUCCAAACAAAGAAAAGUGCUCCAGUGAAUAAAUAUAGUAUUUUGAAGAUAAAUUAA